AUGCAAGCAGCCAACCACCUCCACAAAACCCUCUCCAGCAAUGCACUCGCCCUGGGCGCCUGGCAAAUGCUCCCAGGCUCAAACCUCUCCCGCAUCCUCGCCCGCUCAAACCCCGACUGGAUCUGCGUGGACACUGAACAUGGAAACAUCAGCGAUACAGCCAUGCACGAAUCCGUUGCCGCCAUCGCCUCUUGCGGUGUCUCUCCAAUUGUCCGCACGGUCUCGAAUGAAGGCUGGAUGAUCAAACGUGCAUUAGAUGCCGGUGCUCAUGGCAUUGUGAUUCCCCAACUCAACAACGCAGAGGAAGCCAAAGGUGUGGUCAGAGCAGCCAAGUUUCCUCCACAAGGGAUCAGGGGGUUUGGAAGCCCAUUUGCUAUGGAGAGAUUUGUGCCUAAAGGUGGAGAACCUGUUUCUGCGGCAGAGUACUUGCAACAGGCCAAUGAGGCACUUGUUACCAUCAUCCAGAUCGAAAAUCAAUCAGCAUUAGACAAUGUGGAUGCCAUUGCUGCAGUUCCCGGCAUUGACGUCCUUUUUAUCGGCCCUUACGAUCUAGGAAACAGUAUCGGCUAUCCCAUUCUUGCUGAUGGCAUGCACGAGGAACUCAAAGCUGCCAUAGAGAAGAUCCACACUGCGGCAAAGAAGGCUGGCAAGCAUUCAGGCAUCUACUGUACGGAUGGCGAUCAAGCAAGACACUACGCAGACCGAGGCUUUAGCAUGAUCAGUGCCAUGACGGAUUCUCUGGCGCUGGGUCAAGGUGUAGGUACUGCGUUGGGCAGGGCGAGNGGGUCGUGGGGUCAUGCGGCAUUGCAGGGUGUCAAACAGGGUGCGAGCAAGAUUGUUUCUUCGACUUCGCCGUAUUGA
This is a messenger RNA of Aureobasidium vineae, 861 nucleotides long. Lineage: Eukaryota; Fungi; Ascomycota; Dothideomycetes; Dothideales; Saccotheciaceae. The record is from the annotation of a GenBank genome assembly.